GCCAAGGCAUACUCUCCUGAUAUUGCUAUUUUCAUGUUAAGGCAAAAGCCACUGCUGACAUGUCCGCACUGGUUGGUAGAGGAAGUAGCUCAGUUCGUGUGAAGGCUGAUGGGAAGGACAGGCUGAAGCUGGAUGCCCAGAUCUCCCACUCCCACCUUCAGGAAGACAAAACUAUGCUACUGAGGGUGAAUUUAUCCCAGAGUUUGCUGCAUGGGCUCACGGACUUGUAUGUAAAAAUGGCUGCCAACGUGUCCCGACACAGUGUAUCUCUGCAUGGUUCCUAUAGAGAGGGACGUAACACGCUGUUGGCUCAGAUGAAAGGGUCUCUUAAGAACAGCAGUGGUCUACAGCUUGCAGUGUCAGGGAAGAUGAGGCAUUCCAUGGCUAACCUCGCUAUUCUGCCCUGCAUCGUGGGAUUAGAUGGCAUAUUGGGACUGUCUGACACCAUUACUCAAGGACAAGUAAGAGUUAGAGUGGAGGAGACCUUUUUCAGCGUGGAUCUCAGGCAUCAGGAGGAAAAGGAAGAACUUUAUGACAUGUUGGAAACGAAAGUGUCUUUCACCCGUAGCUGGAUGUGUGUUCUGUUGGGGGCUGAGAAUUUCUGCGUCAACGUGAGUAGGCAACUGGGAAAAAAAGGGACGGGUGAGGUCUACAUCCAGCUAUCUCACUCAUCCCACCAACUAAAUGCUACAGGUCUACCUACUAGUAGUAGUGUCCAGGUGAGUUGGGACCAGGAUGAAAGUGGAUUGUCAGCCUUAGCAGAACUGCAGGCUGGACCUGAACAUUUAAAAGCUGAGUUCAAUGGCAGCAGGACAAACCAGCUUGUUCCACGAUGGGAAAUCCUCUCAAGAUUGCAGCACAGAGUCAAAGCUCUUCAGAAAAGAGGAAUAUCAAGCUCCAUGCAAGCCACAGCACAUUGCCAGAUAAAUAGCACUGGGUUGGACACAGGGCUGGUCUUUCACACAGAAGAAAAGAAAAUGAUUGAUGCCCUUUUAGUUCUUGGAUCAAAAAACAACACUGCUGUAUUCAGAGCAUCUCUCCAGCAACAGAUAAAGCUGCUACAGGGGAUCAUACCUGUCAUGUUGCAGAUGAACUGCACAGGGGACAUGGCUGCAGACCGUCUAUCUGCACAGUGCUACGGAGACGUGGCAGGUUGCCCAGUGGAGACUCUCCUACCCUCGCAGACAUCAAUGAACAUCACCGUCAACCAAUCUGGCUGCUCUACAAAUCUCAGCAUUGAUCUCCUGGCUCCAAAUGAACAGAAAGGCAGCAUGAUGCUGUUUCUUACCUUUCAGCCUAGUCUUAGUUUGAAUGCAUCAGUCCAGCACUCUAUAGAGGCAAUACAUGCACUGGGGUUUCCUUCUAAUGCAGCGCUGGUCCUUACUGUCUCAGCUACACACCUGCCUGUUGUGAAUGUUGGUCUGGAGAUUGGAAACUGUCACUUCAAUGGCCAUUUGGAUAAGACAGAAUCUUCAGAAGCAGAGAGGAAGGGAUUUUCUUGUAGUGUAAAUGUGGCCCACUAUUGCCCUGUCUUACAGGGAACAUUCAUUCCUGUGACUAUGGUUCUUAAGGGGUCUUUGUCAGGGUUCACAUGCAAGCGUGUGAUCAACUAUUCUGUAAAGGCAGACAACCAGUACCUCAGUUUUGAGCUACGGGAGUGCUGCAGCUCCCCACAUCUCUCUGCAACCCUUACACACACUUUCACAGGGUUGCGCAGCCGCGGCAUUCCUCAGAUGAUCAACGUUGAGGCCACUGCUCCAGGAGGUGCUGAGAAGACUGGGGCUCUGUUCAUAAAAGCUGGAGACUGUCAGGGCCAAUUGAAUGGAUCAGUCUGGCAGGAGAGUGAAGGUACAUGGGCAGCCGUGGUAGAUGCAAAUUUGGAUGGUAAAAGGAGUUUCCUGCAGCUGGUGGCACAGUCAUGGCCAGAGUUACGUGUAGAGGGUGAGCUCAGGCACAAGCUUACUGCUCUCGGAAAUUUCCCUGAACACAGCAAAAUUAUAGUAAUUGGCAAACUUGGGAAACAACAAUAUGCCACAGAGGCCCUUGUUCUAUUUGAUGAAUGUGCUGUGAGAGCCAGAGGAUUUGUGAUGUCACGUUCUGGCCUGGAGGGGUCACUUGUGUAUCACAACAACUGCAGUGUAAUUCAGGAUUGGGGCAGUCCAGAUAUGAUGCAUGCCUUUGGGUCCUUGGUUGUGACCCCAACUCUUGCUGAAUCUCAACUCACCUUGGCAAUUGACAAUGCAGAGUUACAUUCUUCCGUUGGUCUUAAGAAAACCAAGGAACAAAGUGAAGUAUCACUUAAUUUCAACCACACCAUGCCCGUGUUAAAGAGGCUUGGUCUCACGACAAAUACUGAAAUGUCUUUGAGUUCCGGGAAUUAUGGCAAUCAGUCAUAUUAUUACAGGAUACGCUGCAGUGUACAGAACCAAAAGUUCAAUCAAGAGAUGACCAUGGAGAAAGCAUUUCAGACAGUUACUGUGAAAAGCCAUUUCAGACAUACAAUGAACUACCUGAAUAAAAUGGGCGUCCCAGGAAACAGUAGUAUCCAGGUGGCGAUUUUGUCCUCUGAAGAGAAAACCCUCUCUGUAAACUCUCGAUUUGGACACCAGCAAGCAGGACUGAGACUAAAUAUUAAAUGUUUUCCCAUGACCAAAGAGAUAAGAGCAAUAACGUGGCACAGUUUCACGUGGCUACAGCAAAGAGGAAUACCACGUAAUAUUGAGGGCUUAUGUUCCACUCAAGGGAUGUCAUCCCAGCUUCAGUCCAGGGCUCAGUUUACGGUAGACGGGCACAAGCAGCUCGACUCGGGUGUGAAUGUGAGCUGGGUUGAUGGACAUCUGGCUGUACUUCUUUCCUACUCUCCCUCACCUUCAAAUCAAACAUGGAAAUGGUUCAGUCUCAACACUGCAGUGACUGCGCAGUUUAAAGGUUCUAUGAGGAGCAUUUCAGUAUAUGCUCAUAAUCAAGACUGGAGGGUUCGAUUGGUUGCAGAUGUUGCCGGCUGGGGGUUACAGGAAGUGUCCAAAGAGGCCAGAAUUACUUUCAAACACACCAAAGAUGGAGACUCCAGUCCUGCCUUUCAAGUUGAAGCCUGGGGAAGGAUCUCUGGCUCACAGCUGAAGUGCUCCAUGGCAGUGAACCCUGAACUCAUGUCCUCCCUUGCGAUCAUCGUCCAAGGACAUCAUCUGCCCAACAGCAAGGACCUGCUGGUGAAGGUGGUCCAGAGCAUUCCCAAGAUGCAGAUCUACUUGCCAUCACAGCUCAAUUUCCGCUCACAGUUUAAUCAAUCUCAGUCCAGUGUCGGAGGUUUGUUGGAGGUGUUGUCCGGCAAGAGGCGGCUGUGGACACUCGGGGAGUUGGCAGUGAUUGACAGCGGAUGCAGACAAUCUAUAGAGCUCAAACACUCCUACCCUCAGUUGAAGCUGCUUCCGAGGAUUGUUGCAGUGAAGACUGUGUAUGAAGCCAGGAACUGGAGUUACCAAGUGCAACACGCAGCCUUGUGGGGAAAGCAGGAGUUCAGUUUGUCGGGUCUUUACACGGCACCUCCAUCACUGGCGAGCGGGAAUCAGACGCUUAAAGUUCAAAUCAAUUGCCGGCCCCGUUUGACCAGUUUGGAGGUGACACUAGAGCGCUCCUUCCGAGGCCGUCUGGACAGCGUUUCACUAGGCUGGAUGAGACAUGGUCGACUGGAGCAGGUUAGAGCUCUGAGCUCGUGGAGUCAAUCGAAGGAGAUGAAUGAGACCAAGUUGGAGCUGAACCAGCCCUUCUCCUCAUCGCUUAGCCGACUUUCUCUUCACACACUCUCACACAGCUCCGAGAAAGAGCAGCGCAGCAUCCAGCAGACCCAUCUGUCUUGGUCCAGUGGAAAGCCCGUCAAUAUCUCCAUUAGCCUCAACAAACGAUGGCACCUUAACUCCAGCAGUGAGCAGGCAUGUGCUCUGUUGUCAACCCAAAAUAUACUGGGCUCUCCUGUCAAAGGUUGUGUAUCAGUCAGCCAGGAAGGAAGCCUAUUUUCACAAAAUGCUGAGCUAAGAUGGGACAACAGGAGUGUUAAACAAGGCAUGAAGUAUCAGAAAGGCGCACGAGGAAUGCACAGCCUCCAUGUGAAUAUCGGCCUGGACAAAGUGUCUCCUGCACCCUGUCCUUCACAUUCAGUUUUAACUAAAAUCCAAACCAACCUCAGAGAUCGCUUGGAGUACACAGUUUUGCUUGCCCUUUGCCCCCCAUUGCCCACUCUGUCGUGGUCAGGAUGCCACAUGCUGCACUCCGGAGAGGAGCUGUUCAAUACGCAGUCUCGUCUGUCAGUAAUGGGCCAACCCAACCUUUGCAGCCUCACGCUCACCCUGACCAACUCAUCCACUGCGCAGAGCUCCAAUGUGACUCUUUUCGCUGAGUCUAGGAUAGGGAACUGGAGUGUCGAGGUCGGAGGCAGCACUUUGUCAUGGCUCCAGGGGUCUGGUCUUCUUGUACGCGCUAGGCUGGACCACAGAGAAGAGCUGUGGUUGAAUGGCACAAUGGAGGGAAGAUGUUUCCAGACCACUGCAGGUUAUAAAAACGGUUCUGGCCUGAGUGAGGAUGUUUCUGUUGUGGCAUGUUUGGGGCCAAGUCAAAAUUUCAUCCUGGAUGUACAAAAAGGAGAUGGCAGCAGCCAACCUGAAACUUUGGGAAGUCUGUCCGUGGUAGCAGCCAAUCAGAGGCUGACACUGAGAGCUAGAGGCUGUGUGGAGAGUCUUAUUGCAUUAGAGGUACGGAUACAAGCUGUGAGCUCUCAAAUCAGAAACAAACUCUUGGAGAGAAUCAAGACAAUGAAAAAUCUCUUGGCUGAAUUCAGACAACAGUCCAGAGACACCAAGUUGCUCCAAGAUCUGAGUGCCAUACCUCUGCUUUUUGCCCAGCAAGCAGAGUCUCUUUUGGGACACAGAGGCAAGAGUUUGUUGGCUUUGUGGUACAGCAGCUCCCUCCGACACAUUGUCACCACCAGCUUGCCUCAACGUCUCAGCCUUUUACAGCAUACAUUGCUGCUGGGACAGCUGGAGCUGAGGAGGCCCCUGGCCACUCUUGCAGGCGUGUACCAGGAUGUAAAAGGCCAGCGGCUGGAGACUGUGUGGAUGGAGGCUGUUGUUUUGUGGGCUGACAAAGUACUGCAGGCCUCCCCUGCUCUGCUGGAGAGUCCCCAGCUAAGGCCACUAGCUCAAGGAAGCAUGGUUACACUCAAACGUGCUAUGGAUUUUGCAGGCCAGCACACGUACCACUGGGUAGAAAAUAAGUUGGCAGUGGCUUUUUCCGGACUCAGGAAACAACUGGCCUCACUCUAUAAAUAUUCCCCGAGUGAGUGUUCUGUGGCUGUGUCAAUGUCACUGCCCCCCUUGCGCUGGACCCGUGUGGCAGAGGCUGGUCUGGUGGGGAUCCUUUUAGAAGAGUGGCUCCUUAAGCCGCUACAAAGCCUCACCUCCAUUAGACCCACCGCGGAACUUUAUCGGCUCAAGAGGAAGAUCAUGGACGGCCCGUUUAAUCACCAAGCUCUGCUGGUGGCAGAUCAGUUUGUAGUCACGUUCGAUGGCCGCCUUUAUGAGCUGCCGGGCUCGUGCCCACUUCUUCUGGCCCAAGACACCAGUGCUGACCCCUCAUUCACACUUCUUCUCAAUUCACACCCACACAACCUUCUCCUGCUGAGAAUGAAUAACAGCACUGUCAGCAUUCAGCGCAAUGGGCAGGUAAAGGUUCGAUGCAACAACAGUAUGACACACACAUGGCAGAGUGACGGCGGUGUCACUGUCCAAAGGGGAUCACACAUUGUGCAGGUGUCCAAUCAUGAUGGUGUGUCGGUCUCAUGUGACCUGAGGCUUGAAGUGUGCAGCUUGACUCUCGACGGGUGGUUGCACGGCACGUCAACUGGUCUGUUGGGCACCAAUGACAAUGAAGCAGGAAAUGACUCACCUUUGCGUGAUGGUUCCCAAGCCAAAAAUAUGAAGGAGUUAUUCGACAGCUGGCAAAUGAACUCAGAGUGUGCAAAACCAACAGCUAAAACAGAACUUGUAGCCAUGAGGGCAAUGACAUGUGACUUUCUGUUCUCCUCUCCUGAUUCUCCUCUGAGUUCCUGUUUUAGGGUGGUGGAUCCUGGUCAGUUCUCCUUGAUAUGCGUGUCAAGCUCCUCUGCAGCCCCUUGUCGAUUAGUGUCUGCCUUUGUUCAUCUGUGCCAACACAACUUCGUACCCCUGGAAGUCCCGAUCCAGUGUAGAGCACUUUCAGUAAGUCAGCCUGGUCAGUGAGGAGCACUGGUGAGUGGAACUCAGUACCUGAGGAGGUUAAACUGCUUACAACAUACAUGGCCUUCACAAAGAAAAUGGAAAAUGUGGCUAGUUAACACCUAUAGCUGCCAACACUAAAAGACAAGUAUGUUAUGAAAUUUGUUUUUUUGUUAUGAUCAAAUGAUUUGUGGUUUUAUUCUCUCUUAAUAGUAUAGUAAGUCUUUGAUUAUGUAUCCUGUAUUAUAUUGUCUUGUAGAUGUAUUUUACUGCUUUUUUACAUCAUGGCCAGGGGACUACGGAUGAAAACUAGCCUUCUGGCUAAUUCUGGAUUUUUUUUUAACCAUGUGUACUUCAUGUGUUUUAUGAAAUUGCAUU
This is a messenger RNA of Phycodurus eques (leafy seadragon), 6623 nucleotides long. RefSeq lists its product as uncharacterized. The transcript is spliced from 38 exons. The record is from RefSeq and is a predicted model, not a curated record. Lineage: Eukaryota; Metazoa; Chordata; Actinopteri; Syngnathiformes; Syngnathidae. The coding region runs from base 60 to 6269 and encodes 2069 amino acids.